This is a messenger RNA of Tripterygium wilfordii, 1020 nucleotides long. Its product is annotated as ethylene-responsive transcription factor 4-like. The transcript has a single exon. Gene Ontology annotation, molecular function: DNA binding; DNA-binding transcription factor activity. The record is from RefSeq and is a predicted model, not a curated record. Bases 64 to 687 code for a protein of 207 amino acids. Gene Ontology annotation, biological process: regulation of DNA-templated transcription. Lineage: Eukaryota; Viridiplantae; Streptophyta; Magnoliopsida; Celastrales; Celastraceae.
GCACUUGUCCUUCUUUUCCCCAAAUCACCCAACAUACCAGACAAGCGAAGCAAAGCGAAAUCAAUGGCUCCAAGAGAGAAGCCCGGCCAAUCCGUGAACCAUAACCCAAAUGCUUCGAAGGAGAUCCGUUACCGCGGCGUCAGGAAGCGUCCGUGGGGCCGAUACGCGGCCGAGAUCCGGGAUCCGGGGAAGAAGACCCGGGUCUGGUUAGGCACUUUCGAUACGGCUGAAGAGGCGGCGCGUGCGUACGACGCUGCCGCUCGUGAGUUUCGUGGCGUAAAGGCCAAGACUAAUUUCCCUUCCCCUGUUAUGGAGUUUACCCGCAGUUCUAGCCAGAGCAGCACCAUUGAUUCCUCUUUUCCUCCGCCGACCGCGAUGUCACAGCUCGACCUCACUCUUGCGGCCAACCCUCGUCUCUUCGGCGGCGCGUACUUCACCCUCGCUACGGUGGCCCACCCGACAGCCUUCUUCGAUGCCUUCGCGCCGCGCGUAGGUUACGGUGUUGUUAAUCCGAAAUUUAAGGCGGUGGUGGGAGGUGGCGGGGCCCAUAGCGAAUCUGAUUCGUCCUCUGUCGUUGAUUUCGAAAACCAGGGUCAAGAUCUGGAGCUUGGUGGUCCAUGUAAAUCCAAGAGCGAAGGAUUAUUCCUCGAUCUUGAUCUUAACCUGCCCCCACCUGAAGUGGCCUGACCCGACGACACACCUGCCGAUCUAAUACUUAUGAAAACGAAGUCGUGUUGCUGCUCUUUUGCUUAACUUCAAGAGCUGGAUUUUUGUAUAUAGACAUAACUGAGGCCGUGUCCUUUCUCCUGUGCCUGUUUUUUUUUUUCCAACUGAUGAGGAACUUAAAGAUUUCUCAUUGUUGUUGGUUCGUUACUGUUAACGUUAAACAUGAACAUGUUUUAGUUCUCCAAGAUCAAAGAUUUUAUUUUAUCUGUGGUACUUUUAUCCAGUUUUGAGAUUGAGUUGGAUCUUGUUUGUCUGAUGAGAAAACGAAGGAAAAUGGAGCCAGCAUUUGGGUCA